Molecule: messenger RNA, 822 nt
Organism: Didymosphaeria variabile
Lineage: Eukaryota; Fungi; Ascomycota; Dothideomycetes; Pleosporales; Didymosphaeriaceae
Exons: 1
Coding region: 1-822 (273 amino acids)
Source: RefSeq, a predicted model, not a curated record
AUGGACCCCACGGCCAGUGACAGCGUGCUGGAUAGUGACCAAAUGACAAACGAAAAUGGAACAACCAAUGUGCUUGACCCAGUACCGGCUCUCGUCGACUGGUUUGAUCCAAUCCUUGGCAUCAACGACAGUCUGCAAUGGUCUGACCUGUUCUCGCUCGAUUUUGACACUGGGAACAGUCUCUUGAUGCCUCAGUAUGCUGCGCACUAUCCCGAACAUGAGUUUGGGAUGACUCAGCCUGAUUCCGGAAUAGCUUUGUCUGAAGAGACUCUGCGUGCACAAGACCCAGCACCCUUGGACUAUCCCCUAAGUUCAGCCUCUGCACAAACAUUCAACGAACCACACCCUCAAGGUGCUGCUGUAGGAAUAAUAGAACAACAUCGAAUCUUCCUAGCUGAAGUCGAUUCGCCCACCGAAGCCCAAUUUCUUUUGAAGCAUUUUUACGACUUCAUCAUUCCUGGAUGGUCAUUCAUGCCAUCCAAUGCGAAAUCGCCAUGGACCAUUUUUCAGUUAUCGGAAGCAGCAAGAUCACUUUCGGAGAUGACAUUCCUACAGACCGGGUUGCUGAAACAUGCGAAUGCGGCUAAUCUUUACGGGAUAUUAGCAUGCUCAGCUUAUCAUCUCUCGGUGAGUUCUGGUCAAACGACAAAAGAGCCUGAAUACUGGAUGGGUCUCUUCAUUCGACUGCGGAGCCAAGCAAAUGUACACAUGCAAGUAUCACUUCGCGAGGAACUCAAAGGCCCAGCAAAAGCGAAGUACAAAGAUCAACUCAUGGCAAUCUUAGCUAUGCUUGCGUGCGCGGUAAGUUAUCUUCUCCAGUAA